This is a messenger RNA of Diceros bicornis minor, 1234 nucleotides long. It is a transcript of the gene DCAKD, whose product is annotated as dephospho-CoA kinase domain containing. The transcript has 6 exons. The record is from RefSeq and is a predicted model, not a curated record. Gene Ontology annotation, biological process: coenzyme A biosynthetic process. Gene Ontology annotation, molecular function: ATP binding; dephospho-CoA kinase activity. NCBI's taxonomy places the organism in Eukaryota, Metazoa, Chordata, Mammalia, Perissodactyla, Rhinocerotidae. Bases 220 to 1116 code for a protein of 298 amino acids.
CCCCAAGGUUGGCAGAGGCGACGCUCCGCGACCCGGGUGGCCGCGUAGCAUUCUGGGAAUUGUAGUUCGAUGCAGGUUUAGGGUUUCAGGCGUGGGCUCCAAAAUCCAAGGUUUGACCUCCGCCUGCCCUUGCUAGUGUCGGGGCCACAAGUGAGCCGUUAUUGGUCUCCGUUAAGGACCAUUACCAUUCCCGGAUAGACAGAGGUUGAAUAAAGGCUAAUGAAGCAUGACCAAGGAAGAAGGAUAGUAGGGAAUGAAGGUGCUGCUUUCUGUGGACCCUGCCAUUCUUGCAGUUCAAAGCUUAAGCAGGUCCUUCUGGCGUUCCUGCAGUGGACUGUCCCAAUCUGCCGAUCUCGCCUUUCUCCAGUGAUUCCCGGCUCCUGGUUGUGUAGUCGCGCUGACCUCCCUCUUUCCUGGAAGAUGUUCCUGGUGGGCCUGACGGGGGGCAUUGCCUCAGGCAAGAGCUCCGUGGUUCAGGUGUUCCAGCAGCUGGGCUGCGCUGUGAUCGAUGUCGACGUCAUUGCCCGGCGUGUCGUCCAGCCAGGAUACCCCGCACACCGGCGCAUCGUGGAGGCCUUUGGCACUGAGGUCCUGCUGGAGAAUGGCGACAUCAACCGCGAGGUCCUGGGGGACCUAAUCUUUAACCAGCCAGACCGACGGCACCUGCUCAACGCCAUCACCCACCCUGAGAUUGGCAAGGAGAUGGUGAAGGAGACCUUCAAGUUCUUCCUCCAGGGAUACCGCUACGUGAUUCUGGAUAUCCCCCUGUUGUUUGAGACCAAGAAGCUGCUCAAGUACAUGAAGCACACAGUGGUGGUAUACUGUGACCGGGACACGCAGCUGGCAAGGCUGAUGCAUCGGAACAACCUGAGCCGCGAGGACGCAGAGGCCCGAAUCAAGGCCCAGCUGCCCCUGAAGGACAAGGCGCGCAUGGCCCGCCAUGUUCUAGACAACUCGGGCGAGUGGAGUGUCACCAAACGCCAGGUCAUCCUCCUGCACGCCAAGCUGGAGCGCUCCCUGGAGUACCUGCCACUGAGGCUCGGGGUCCUCACAGGUCUGGCUGUCCUUGCCAGCCUCCUCUACCUGCUCACCCGCUACCUUUUGCCUUCCCCCUAGCUGGGACCGCCGAGGCAGGAAGCCCCCACCUCAAGUUCCUCAGAGCCAGAAGCUAGGUAACGAAUCAUCCUAUUUCCUCCCAACCCCCUCAACACACACACACACACACACACACACA